Hydra vulgaris (swiftwater hydra) is the source of this 2535-nucleotide messenger RNA. Its product is annotated as splicing factor 1. The record is from RefSeq and is a predicted model, not a curated record. Gene Ontology annotation, biological process: regulation of mRNA splicing, via spliceosome. NCBI's taxonomy places the organism in Eukaryota, Metazoa, Cnidaria, Hydrozoa, Anthoathecata, Hydridae. Gene Ontology annotation, molecular function: mRNA binding; zinc ion binding. Gene Ontology annotation, cellular component: nucleus.
UUCUUUCUCCAUAGACCGUGCUUGGGUCGCCCGCUUAUAUCUCUUUCAUCUCAGCACUAAAGGCAACAAUAUAUUUAUAGUGUAUGAAUAAAUAUUAAAAUAUGGUUGGAACUGGUGCGAAUCGCAUGCCUCUGACCAAAGUACACCCUAUUCUCUUAGGUCAGCAAAAAAGUUCUUCAAAUGGUAGUAGUCUUCUUUCUCAAUAUCGACAGCAACAUCAAGAACGUCGCCAACAAGCAAGCUCGCCAUCCUCUCCUCAACAAUUUAGGCCAACAGGGCAUCAAGAAUUUAAUCAGCAGCAUGAUCUACCUUCACAGCAGCGUAAUGAUUUUGCUCCUCCUUAUGGGCAGCAUCAAUUUUCAUCUAACAAUUUUCAGCAAACAACUCAAUCUCAAUUUAAUUUUAAAAAUUAUAACCAACCUCCAAUGAACAAUGGUAAUACUACCAAUACUACUGAAGGAGGAUCUGAUGGUUCAAAAAGGAAACGAUCAAGUCGAUGGGGUGCCAAAGAAGAAAAGGCAAAUAUGACUGGUCUUGUUACUUUACCAGCUGAUCUUACAGAAGAACAAAGAGUUCAUUAUUUGGUCCAAUUUAAGAUUGAAGAAAUAUCUCAAAAGCUACGUACAGGGGACCUCGGUAUUCCCGCUGAUCCUGGCGCAAGGUCUCCUUCACCUGAGCCAAUAUACAACUCAGAAGGUAAGAGGCUAAACACAAGAGAAUAUCGUGUUCGCAAACAGCUUGAAGAAGAGCGUCAUACUCUCAUCAAAAAAGCAAUUGAAGAAAUACCUAAUUACAAGCCUCCAUUAGAUUACAAAGCUCCUACUUCAAAGAUUCAAGAUAAAGUUUUUAUACCAGCUGAAAGAAAUCCUGCUGUAAAUUUUAUUGGAUUAUUAAUUGGUCCUAGGGGAAACACACUCAGGCGUUUAGAGAAAGAGACUGGAUGUAAAAUUAUAAUUCGUGGCAAAGGAUCAGUGAAAGAAGGAAAAGUUGGUAGAAUUCCUGGCCAAUUGAUGCCAGGUGAAGAUGAACCUUUACAUGCACUUAUAACUGGCCCUUCUGAAAAAGAAGUUCGAAAAGGUGUCGAAGUUGUUGCAGCUAUUGUUAAGGAAGGUGUCGAAUGUCCAGAUGCUGCUAAUGAACUUAGAAGAAACCAGCUAAGAGAAUUAGCUGAGCUUAAUGGCACCUUAAUUGACGAAGAGUUAAUUAAGUGUAAAAACUGUGGCGCUACAGACCAUAAACAUUGGGAAUGUCAAGAGCAAAGAAAUGUUACAGCAUUAAUUAGCUGUCAUAAUUGUGGUGGAUAUGGUCAUGUUGCUGCUGAUUGUAAAAUAAAGCACGAUGUUAAUUCUGGGCCAAUGCAAACAUUUGCAGAAAAAGCUAAAAUGGAUACAGAGUAUAUGUCUUUAAUGGCUGAAUUAGGCGUUGAAGGUCCACCAGCUAAAAAAGAACCACCAAAACUUCCAGAUCCUUCUAAAGAACACUAUGAUACUAGAAGUAAAUGGGGUCCUCCUGCUGGAAAUAAUCCUAAAUCAAUUGGAGACAUUCAAACUAAUAAUCUAAUUACAACUGCUAUCAACUCCCAAUUUCGUGUUCCUCAACCAGGUGUUCAAGCCAAUCAGUCUUCUGUUCCACCACCUUGGGUUAAUCAACAAUAUCCUAUUCAGCAAAACAGGCCAUUUACUGUUGCUCCUCCUUGGCAACAAAGUUUACCUCGUGGUGGUCCUUCAGUUAGUCGUUUUAGCGCUCCACUGCCUGGCUAUGGAUUGCCUGCAGUUGCCCCUGUUGGUGGUAUGAUUACCGGUUAUCCUCAGAUAGGUUGGCAGCAGCAAAUGUAUGGUACUUACAAUCCUUAUCAACAGCCACCUGCGCCUCCUUCUACUAAUCCGCCUGCACCGUAUGCUGUUCCGCCUCCUCCUUGGACGCAACAACCUCCUCCACCGCCACCACCACCUCCUCCAUCAAGUUGAAGGAUGACGGAGACCACGUAUUUAUUUAAGAAUGAUUUCGUUAACAAAUUAACUUAAUUUUAAGUUAUACCUGUUCUAUUGACGAUCAGUGACCGUUACGCUACGCAAGUUUGAGUUUGUUUUUAAAAUUUUGUUUCUGAUAUCCUCACAAAAAUAAAACCGUUGAAAUGCAUCACAUUUAAGAAACCUGUAGAUCAUUAACAUGCCAUACCCACGUAGAAUCCCCCAUCGUUAAGAUUACAGUAAUUAAGAAAAAACUGCUUUCUCGUUUUUAUGCGACGAAUGUGAGCUAAACUCCGAUUCAAAUUUUGAAUUCGUUGCUUUUUAAAUGUUUUUACACCAACUUUAUUACUUGAACAAAACUUUCAUUUGAAAACAAAAUUAAGUGGUAUAUAUAGCAAAAAAUUUCGUGGUAAAAAGAAAUUUGGAAUAAUGGCGUUCUCAUAUGACGUUGCAAGAAAUGAAAAUUCAUCUGUCCUUAUUUCCUCCUUUUAAAACCUUGUGGAGAAUUGACUAUUUAUCGAUAAGAAAAGCAAUUUUUUAAUGAAUUAAAAAUCUUAUUAAUAUA